Molecule: messenger RNA, 1125 nt
Organism: Pseudopodoces humilis (Tibetan ground-tit)
Lineage: Eukaryota; Metazoa; Chordata; Aves; Passeriformes; Paridae
Gene: NGF
Product: nerve growth factor
Biological process (GO): cell surface receptor protein tyrosine kinase signaling pathway; negative regulation of neuron apoptotic process; positive regulation of peptidyl-serine phosphorylation
Cellular component (GO): dendrite; axon; synaptic vesicle
Molecular function (GO): growth factor activity; nerve growth factor receptor binding
Source: RefSeq, a predicted model, not a curated record
AUGAGGCUGCGACGGCAGCGGGAAUGUGAAUGGCUCUGCGGGCCGGGCACAGGGGCCGAGGACAGGGCUGCCACGGAGAGCGGAGCAGCCUGGACACCGCUCGGGCAGCGCCGAGCCCCCGGGCAGCAGCGCUCGGGCUCUGAGUGACCCACGGCAGCCGCAGCUGGCAGGAGCAGCAGGGCCUCAUGGCAAGGUGCAGCCCAGCCCGGCUCAGCUCUGGAUGAAGUAAGGACCGUGCUGGGGAAGCAGUUCUUCGUGCAGUCUACUCAGAGGUCAUAACGUAAUGCCCAUGCUGUUCUACACUCUGACUGUAGCUUUUUUGAUCGGCACACAGGCAGCUCCCAAGUCAGAGGACAAUGCUCCACUGGAGUUUCCUGCAGAACACUCCCUGCCCAAUACCCGGAGCGACCGACACCACAUUGCCCAGGCGGCCCCGCAGACAUCCCACAGCCACGCCACGUGGAGCCUCAGCAGGAGAGAAGCCGUAAACAUCACCGUGGACCCCAAAAUUUUUCGGAAGCGGCGUUUCCGGUCUCCCCGGGUGCUGUUCAGCACGCAGCCUCCACCGGCGGCCGGGCAGGGCCGGAAUUUGGGAUUUCUCAGCGGCAUGGGGGCUCCCAACAGGACUGCCAGGAGCAGGAGGAGCACGCACCCCGUGCUGCACCGCGGGGAGUUCUCGGUGUGCGACAGCGUCAGCAUGUGGGUCGGGGACAAAACCACAGCCACCGACAUCAAGGGCAAGGAGGUGACGGUGUUGGGCGAGGUCAACAUCAACAACAACGUCUUUAAGCAGUACUUUUUCGAGACCAAGUGCAGGGACCCCAAGCCGGUGUCGGGCGGGUGCCGCGGCAUCGAUGCCAAGCACUGGAACUCGUACUGCACCACCACCCACACCUUCGUCAAGGCCCUGACCAUGGAGGGCAAGCAGGCGGCCUGGAGGUUCAUCCGCAUCGACACUGCCUGCGUCUGCGUGCUCAGCAGGAAGGCGGCCAGGCCCUGAGCCCACGCCCUCCGACCCCCCUACCUCAGCCUGUAAAUUAUUUUAAGUUAUAAAGGACUGCAUGGUAUAUUUAUAGUUUAUACAGUACAGAAAGAACCUCAUUAUUUAUUAAACUCUUUUGGAAA